Messenger RNA from Cajanus cajan (pigeon pea), 591 nucleotides. RefSeq names its product Cox19 family protein (CHCH motif). NCBI's taxonomy places the organism in Eukaryota, Viridiplantae, Streptophyta, Magnoliopsida, Fabales, Fabaceae. The record is from RefSeq and is a predicted model, not a curated record.
CCGUUCCCUGUGACUCGGGCUUUCGAUAAAUGAGCUGUGGUUGAUCCCGUGUACGCAUAGAACAUUUGUGACAGACGAGAUGGCGCAGGCAAGCAAGGAACCAUGCAAGAAAGAGGCUUGUGACAUUCAAGCUUGCCUCUCCAAGAACAACUUUAUUCCACAAAAGUGCCUUAAAGUCAUCGAACUGCUGGACUCCUGUUGUGCAAAAUGUGAUUAUAAUUCAACUCAUUGUGCUUCCCUCUCCGGACUUUUGAAGCAAAAGCCUAAGAGAUGAGUUAUAUUUUCAGAUUAAUGACGACUAGGUGGCAUAUUCUUGGUCUGUCUAUAUAGAGUACGAUUCUCGACCAAUUCAUUGGAAGACUUUUCGAGGGGUGUGAAAUGAACAAAUGAAUAGCUAGUAUUUUUUUUUUUUUUGUUUCUUUCAAAUUUGAAUUAUGAACUGCGUGUCCAAUGUCCGGUGCACCGCGGUAGUAAUGGUCUCUUCCCACGUGCAUGGUCAUAGAAUCAAAAAAUUAUAGAAUUUAGAUAUAUUUUGACUGUAACUGAUAAUCAAUAAUAAGAGUGAAAACAAAUAUUUAUAGUUUGUUGCAA